Molecule: messenger RNA, 1611 nt
Organism: Coffea arabica (coffee)
Lineage: Eukaryota; Viridiplantae; Streptophyta; Magnoliopsida; Gentianales; Rubiaceae
Biological process (GO): regulation of DNA-templated transcription
Molecular function (GO): DNA-binding transcription factor activity
Source: RefSeq, a predicted model, not a curated record
GCUGGUUUUAUACCACCAGUACGCUACUACUUUUCUGUAUUAAACAAAUAAAUUUGGGCGAAACGGACGCGAUGCUUCUUCACCUUCUGGGGAGAGGUGAAUACUUAUCUUCCUCCUUCCUCCGCAACUAGCACAAAACUGACCCUGGAAGAGGCCCCUUUUUAUUUUUAUUUUGAUUUGAUUCUGUUUAGCAGGGGAGUAGCGGUGAUUAGUUUUAUUAUAUUGUUUCUGUUUAUUUGUUCGUAAUCAGUUAAUGAUUGAAUCAUUUUUGAGAGAUGAUGAGUGAUUUUGGUGGUGGCGGGGAGGAUGAUAUACUAGUGCUAGUCGGUGAUGAUGAUUUGGAUCACAGCAACACCAUGCUGGAUGCUACUCCUCCUCAUCAUCAUCAUCAUCCAAACCCUUCGUCCCCCGCCGCCGCCGCCCAGUACGAUCAUGAUUUUUCCAACAUCCGCCAGAUCGAGCAGUUUCUCUUGAAUGAAGACGACAUCAUAGACAUGUAUCCCCAGGAGGAGGGGGAGGAGGACCGCCUUACCGCCUCCCUCGGUUUUUUGUCCGACAUAAUCCUCGAUUCGCCGCUUCCAUCCGAUCCCUCCUCCCCCGAUAAUCCAUCUCCCGAAAGCGACUUCCCCUAUUCUAACCACAACUCCAACUCCGACUCCGACGCCAAGGAUGUCCAACAACCCCCCAAGCUCAUAGGUCAUCAGGAGCUCCUCCCCCCUGCUGCUAUUCCCCACCCCCACCAAGAGGAGAAGGAAGGGAGCGAGGCGGGCCAGCUUAAUAACAAUGGUGACGAUGCCGAUCCUAUUUCCAAGAAACGCAAAAGGCAAUUGAGGAACAGGGAUGCAGCUGUCCGUUCUCGAGAAAGGAAGAAGAUGUAUAUAAAGGAUCUCGAGAUCAAGAGCAGGUACUAUGAAGCAGAGUGCAGGAGGCUCGGGAUGUUGCUUCAGUGCUAUCUUGCUGAGAAUCAUGCUCUACGCCUUUCCUUGAACACCACCACCACCACCCAGGCCUUUGAUGCUUCCACAACCAAGCAGGAGUCUGCUGUGCUCAUCUUGGAAUCCCUGCUGUUGGGUUCCCUGCUUUGGUUCCUGGGCAUCGUGGCACUCCUCACUCUGCCCAGACAGUUGUCAAAUCUAGGAGCAAAAAAGGUGGGCUGCAAAAUUCCGGGAAGCCUGGCUCCAAGAGAGGCAGGAAUUAAAAUACAUGGAACGCUAGAGUUCCAAUCUUUUAUGAUGAGCAAGAGAUGCCGAGGUUCAAGAAGAAAGAUGAGGUGCUCUUUCAAACUGGGGUUGGCAGCUUCUUUUCGCGGCAUUUUGUCCGUGACACCCUGUCAGUUCUUGGCCUUCUGUUAAGUUCUCCGUUAAGUAGUUGCAUGAUUGGGAAGACGAGCUGUUUUUGCUAAGAUUUAGCCAGCUAUUUAUGGGACAUAAUGUAGUAGAAGUGGUCUUAAUUUUCAGUAGUGUCUGUGAAGAGGUUGCAGUAGGGGGUUCUUUUUUUUCCCCCCCUUUUUUUGGUGGUUUUCUUGAUGUUAGAAUUGAAUUACAAAUUCCGUUUCUGUAUCUAUUGUUAUAUUAACGUUUUCUUCAUGCUUAAUCGGCGGGGCUUUUAUGA